Molecule: messenger RNA, 1533 nt
Organism: Aspergillus udagawae
Lineage: Eukaryota; Fungi; Ascomycota; Eurotiomycetes; Eurotiales; Aspergillaceae
Gene: bfr1
Product: putative nuclear segregation protein (Bfr1)
Exons: 3
Coding region: 1-1533 (510 amino acids)
Biological process (GO): intracellular mRNA localization
Cellular component (GO): ribonucleoprotein complex; nuclear outer membrane-endoplasmic reticulum membrane network; endoplasmic reticulum
Molecular function (GO): mRNA binding
Source: RefSeq, a predicted model, not a curated record
AUGGCUGCCGCCGCCAAUGCCGCUCCUGCCACGGAGCAGAAAGCCAGGCCAACCAAGCCCAACGAGGAGGCUUUCAAGGCCGAUCUCGCUCAGGCUGAAAAAGAGCAUGCUGCUGUCCAGGAGAAAUUGAACCAAAUCAAGGCCAAGAUCGAGAGCGCCAAGCCUAACAACCAGGACUCGCCGGCAGCCAAGAGACAACAGGAACUUCGUGCUGAGCUCUCCUCCAUUCGUCAAAAGCAGCAGGGAUUCAAGGCCUCAAGAACGAGCACCCAGGAGAAGAUCAAUGCUCUGGAGUCGACCCUCAAGGCCCGUAUUACCGAACAGAACAACUCCCGCACUCGCAUGCCAUUCAAGAAUGUCGAGGAUAUUGACCGUGAAAUCGCCCGUCUCGAGAAGCAAGUCGACUCUGGUACUCUCCGCUUGGUGGACGAGCGCAAGGCUCUCUCCGACAUUUCGACUCUUCGUAAGCAGCGCAAGAACUUUGCCGGCUUGGACGAGGCGCAGAAGGUCAUCAACGACCUGAAGGCGCAGAUUGCUACCCUCAAGAAGACUCUCGACAACCCCGAAGCCAAGGCUCUGAGCGACAAGUACACCGAGAUCCAGAAGGAGCUCGAUGCUAUCAAGGCUGAGCAGGACAGUGCCUUCAAGAACCUGAACGCCCUGAGAGAUGAGCGUACUAAGCUGCACGCUGAGCAGCAGAAGAAAUGGACUGCCAUCCGUGAGAUCAAGGACAACUACUACAAGGCCCGCAAGGCGUACAAGGAGUAUGAGGACGAGGCCUGGAGGAUCCGCCGGGAGAAGCAAAAGGCCCAGCGCGAUGCCUUUGAGCGCGAAAAGAAGAAGAAGAUCGCUGACAAGAAGCUUGAAGAGGCUUCCCGUCCCGCUUACACCGACGAGAUUCUCAUCGCGCAAGGUCUUAUCCGCCACUUCAACCCGUCCUACGACUUCUCCACCCUUGGUCUCGAUGACAAGAAGGAUCAGUCUUCCGCUUUCCGUGCUCAAGUCGGCCGUACCGUUGACGACUCCAACCUCAAGGGCAUGAAGGUCCUGAAGAAGGAGGACCGCGAGGAAGACUACUUCGUCGGCACCGGCGGCAAGAAGGGCAAGAAGGGUAAGAAGGGCACCGCCAAUGGCAGCCCUGCCCCCGGAACUCCUGCCGAGCCCACCAAAUUCAACCUCAACGUCGGUGUCAUCGAGGACUUUGCCAAGGUCAAGAUCGACCCUCCUAUGAAUCAGUCCGAUGUUCCUGCUAUUGUCGAGAAGCUUGCCGCCAAGAUCACCGAGUGGAAGAAGAACCAGGCCGCUAAGACUGAGGAGAACAUCAAGAAGGCUCAGGAGGAGAUCAAGCGUCUGGAGGAGGAAGAGGCGAACUCUGACAGCCAGCGUGCUACCGACCAUGCCAAGAAGGUCGCUAUUGAGAACAGCGGUGUCAAUGGUAAAGUCUCCGCCGAAGCUGAGCUGAAGCAGGAGAACGAUGCCACCGCGGAUGUCUCCGAGGAGCUCCAGAAGGCUUCGAUUGAGGACACGGCAUGA